UGGCUAUUUACUAGGUACAGUCUCAUCAAGCCUUCAGUCUUCUUCUUCCUUUAGUAUAUCUUUUUCCUUCCAAAUAUUCUCUACACUGGUCAGCACUUUCAGUACUGGCCAUGUUACCUCUGUAUCUGGCUUCCUUUCUCCUCCUUGGACUCUUUAAUUUCUUAUCAAUUUCUCAUUCCCUCCAUGAACUCCAGAAACUAGAACAACCCAAUUUGCUUCACAACCAGCUGUGCCAUGAAAAAUGUGGACAACUUCAACUACCAUUUCCAUUUCACUUGAACAAGUCUUGUAGUUCAGUCUCUGAUGCUUUCCAUCUCUCAUGCCUAAACUCAACUGCCCUUUUCCUCAACAUUGGUUCCGAAAGCUACCGGGUGCUAGAAUUCUUCUCUGAUGGUCUACUAGUGGACUUUCCGGGCUCAUCUUCUUGCCGUCAGUACAAUGACUUGAACUCCUUUGAUUUCUUGGGAAAUGACCACUUUGGUGUCUCAGUUGAGAAUGUAAUUGGUUUGUAUGAUUGUGAGGACUCUUCUCUGUGCAAGACAGAAUGUGAAACAAAUGAUUUGCCUGGUUGUGACGGCAAUGUGAAUGGUUCUCCUGCUUGCUGUUACCCUCUCUCUGAUCAUAGUGUGUGGCAUUUCGGCGAAAAGUUUUCGGUGUUUUCCAAGUUUGGAUGCAGAGGAUUUUCCAGUUGGGUUGUUCAAAGAGGGUCCAACUUGGGAAAACGAGGGGUAAAAUUGGAAUGGGCAGUACCAAAGAACUCAUCCAAGGGAGUUUGUGCUAGCAAUGCUUACAUUACCAAUGCCACAGUGGUUGAAGCAGGGGUGAGGUGCAUCUGUGAAGAUGGUUUCCUUGGAGAUGGCUUUGCAACUGGGGAAGGAUGCAUCAAAUCCUGCAUCAAGGACAGAAAGGAAGCAUAUGGGAAUGAUUGCUUGAAGAAAAAGCGUGGUGGGAAAAAACUUGUAAUUUUAGCUGGAGUUCUUGCUCCAGUUUUCAUCGUAGCCUCCUUGAUUGCACUGUUGUGUCUACUAAAGCGUCCUGCUAAACCGGGGACAUUUGAUCCUGCUCAGAAACCCCACUUUCAAAGCACCAUAUCAUUCCGGAAAGCUUGUAGGACCCGGCUAUUCACUUACCAUGAGCUAGAGGAAGCUACCAAAGGAUUCGAAGAGGGUCAGAAACUUUUAAGUGGAAAUAAUGGCACUAUCUUUGCUGGGGUUCUAGGGGAUGGAUCGCACAUUGCUGUGCACAAGGUAGAAUGUGAGAAUGAAAAAGACCUUAUUCAAGUCCUAUCACAAAUCGAGGUUUUAUCUGCUGUUCUACACCGGAAUAUAGCCCGAUUACUUGGAUGCUGUAUUGACUUGGCCUACACUCCACUACUAGUAUACGAAUAUCCUGCAAACAGUACCCUCAAGGAACAUUUACAUCAGAGAGGAGGACAAAAUGUUGCUCUUGACUGGUACAAGAGGCUGAGCAUUGCUGCUGAAACAGCUAGUGUUCUUGCCUUUUUGCAGUAUGAGAUUUCUCCUCCCAUUUUCCACUGUGACCUCAAAUCUGCUUACAUUUUCAUUGAUGAAAACUUUUCCAGUAAAGUUGCUGGGUUUGGGCUACUGAUUUCAAGUCUUGGAGAUGGUUCUCAGUCACACAACCAUGAAGAUUCGCGUUUUCACAAAAACGAUGUGUAUGCUUUUGGUGUCAUGCUUCUUGAGAUUAUUGCAGGCUCAAAUUGCUUGGACUUGCCUACAUUAGCCCUGCAAAAGAUAAGGAGUGGCAAGCUAGAAGAGAUAGUGGAUCCACAUCUUUACUAUCACGAGCAACCUUCAUAUAGGCGUGAGCAGAUAGAGAUUGUUGCAGACCUUGCCAUGAGGUGCCUGUUGUUUGGUGGAGAUGGAAAGCUGGGAAUGUAUGAUGUUGCCAGGGAACUAGUACAUAUUAGAAGAGACAGCAGUGAUGGAGGUAGCAAGAGGGGGCCUGCACUAGAGGAAACAUUUUCGAACUCCAGCCUACUUCAGAUGAUAUCCAUGUCUCCUGAUUCAACAUAUGUGCCUUGA
Molecule: messenger RNA, 2045 nt
Organism: Prunus mume (Japanese apricot)
Lineage: Eukaryota; Viridiplantae; Streptophyta; Magnoliopsida; Rosales; Rosaceae
Product: Protein kinase superfamily protein
Biological process (GO): protein phosphorylation
Molecular function (GO): protein kinase activity; polysaccharide binding; ATP binding
Source: RefSeq, a predicted model, not a curated record